AUGACAUUUCGCGUUGCGUCAAUUGCAGGCGCAUGGAAUUUUUGGUGUUGUCCUUCACCGGGUUCGACACAGUGGCGGGGGCGGACAAAGAAACCUCCGGCUUGUCCCCGUGACUUGAACCACGAGUCCACGACUGCCUCGAACCACAACAGCCAAUGUCAUCGGCCUUUUUCAUCUCCAUCUGUCUGCGACGACAAAGGGAAAGAGUACAACUCCGAUGGCUCGCCGGUCCACCAGGAGCAGCCAGGGUCAGGCAAGGUUCCAUCCAAUCGCCUGCGAGACAUGCCGUCGCAAGAAACGCAAGGUGAGAGCGUUAUUAGAGCCAACGCUUCUGUUCGCCGUAUACUAACGGCCCCUCGAGACCAACCUGUGGGCAAUGCAGCAAUGAUACAUCCCAGUGUCGUUAUGCCGAUCAAGGGAAGAGGUAGGGGUCUCCCGCUGGGCUUCGUCAGCGCUCUUGAGAAGCGGCUGGCCGAAACCGAGAAUGCCCUCUAUCGCGUCAUCCAGGGUUCGCCAGUCGAGGGCUUAGGCACUGUUCAGCUUGACCCGACAUCCCAUAGCAAAGGCGAUCGGCUCAAUGAAUGGAAGAACUUCCCUCUCAACUCUAUGGAGGACAUAUUAGCGUGGUGCCGUUGGAAGGCCCUUGAACAGGACGGGAACCCCACGUCUCCAAUACAAACGAGCCUAGACGAAGAGCAUCACCACAUUUCCGGUCCAAGUGACAGGAACUGCCGCCGGCAAUCGCUCACCGAAGGCACACUCACAUCAGCGCAUCCAGCUACGGCGCACAUGGCCAGCAGGCCAAAUGACUUGGUCACCAGCAAAGCAGAGAAGCUCAGUCGAACACGGCCAGGUCUUUACUUUUGA
Purpureocillium lilacinum is the source of this 867-nucleotide messenger RNA. NCBI's taxonomy places the organism in Eukaryota, Fungi, Ascomycota, Sordariomycetes, Hypocreales, Ophiocordycipitaceae. The record is from RefSeq and is a predicted model, not a curated record.